This is a messenger RNA of Dermochelys coriacea (leatherback sea turtle), 6214 nucleotides long. It is a transcript of the gene TPRA1, whose product is annotated as transmembrane protein adipocyte associated 1. The record is from RefSeq and is a predicted model, not a curated record. Gene Ontology annotation, molecular function: G protein-coupled receptor activity. Gene Ontology annotation, biological process: G protein-coupled receptor signaling pathway. The transcript is spliced from 11 exons. Gene Ontology annotation, cellular component: plasma membrane. Bases 2225 to 3385 code for a protein of 386 amino acids. Lineage: Eukaryota; Metazoa; Chordata; Testudines; Dermochelyidae.
UUCCACUGAAUGCGUCUGAUGUAGUGAGCUGUAGCUCACGAAAGUUUAUGCUCAAAUACAUUUGUUAGUUUCUAAGGUGCCACAAGUCCUCCUUUUCUUUCUGCUAGCUGUGUAAUUCAGCUGUGGAGGAGACGGGCCUUGAGAGAUCAGACUGCUGUCCAGUAAUUUCAGCCUCAAACUUCAUCUAUCUUUGAAAUUGUUAGAAUGUCCUAAUUAAAAAUAAAAUAAGAUUUUUUUUUAAAAAAUCCACCUUUUUUUAGUGAGGGGGGCAAAAAUACCCACCAUUUUUAUGUCACACCAACAAUAACAUGAGUGCUCCGUGCUACUCCAUGACUAGAGCUUCUAGGCCUAGAGAAAUAAUAAUGGUAAGAUCUAAAUAGCCAGGCACAUGUUCCUGUUUCUAUUGUCCCUUGUGAGUCCAGGACUUGGGCAGAGAAAUUGAUGUAGUUUAGGUCAGAAUGGCUUCAGCUCUGUCCAAAAUAUGGGGAAGGAAGAGUGUGAAUUGAUUUGCUGUCUGACAAAGAGACACUUCCUGUGGGAGAAAAAAGAGGGACCUGACCUGGGCUAUAGUACUAAUUUUUUUUUUUUACCUGGCUUUAAUAUGAUUUUGCCUCAUCUACACAGCCUGGGCCAACCUAGGUUAGCCUCAACAGAGUUUAACAGCUGUGCAGCAUGGUGGUGUUUGCAGUGUAGAAGGGCCUAAUGAAACAUCUCUCACAAUACGUACAGCUGAUUGUAUUUCAGACUAGACUGGACAAAACCCUGGGGAAUAUGCUGUUAAGGUGCAAUCCUGUGGUGGAUGAAGGAGCUAAGACUAUGUAGCCUGGAGACUGUUCUUUCUCCCAUUGAAGUCAGUGGCAAAAAUGCCCAGUGCUUCAAUGAGAGCAGAGCAAGGAGACUUGAUCAAUUCACUAUACUGAUGUUCCUUACUAUAACCCCUAACCACUAUAAACAGUGCAACAUAGCCUGGCUUGUUCCUCAGUGCUAGAUGUCUUAUUACUUUGCUUUUAUAUCAAGUAUCUUUGGAAGAAAAAUAGGACAUAUAGCAUUUUCCCAGAAUUAGUAGCCUGGUUGAGAGGCAGGCUUAGUAUUGACUUGCUCUUCAAGGCUUUGUGAUUGUAGAUCUUAGAUCUGGCCAGCCCAGUUCUGCUUAUCACCACUGUUGUAUUUGCAUGAUACAGGUGACUUUUAAGGAGAGGAUCUGGCGUCUCUGGAAUGCCCUCUAGAAGAAAGAUGUUUGUUCUUUCCUAUUUAACUCCCAGAUAGACUGAUUUCUACCCAGGCUCUUCCAGCUUGGGGAAGGCAGGUCAGAUGCUGUGUCCCAGAGUGGAUGUCACUGGGGUGUCAUGGUUCACAGUUGUUUUCAUGACUCUCCCCUCCCUGCACUCAUGGUGCUGUUUUUCCUCCCUUCGGAAUCCUAUUUAAAAAAAAGUUAGGCAGAAUCUCUGCUAUAUGGGUAAGCAUGAUGGUAUCCACCCUUUCCUUCCCAAUUCCUGCCCUUCCUAGAGUGAAGAGGUCCGUCGCAUGUGUCAGGCUAGAAGGAUAGAGCAAAGUAAUUAGAGAAAAUGCCUGUUUUAGUGACUACGCUGAUUAGGAAUUGUGGGAAGUGGAGAAGAUGAAAUGCACCUCUUGGGGGAGGACAGGAUGUCUCCAUAAUCUGAAGGUCACUCAUUGGAACCUCUGCCAAACUAGGAUUUCUGGCACAGCAAUUGCCACCUCAGCACAAAGUUAAUCUUCCCAAGAGUGUGUUUGUUUAAUGUUAUGUGCCUAAGGCAGUGAAACAUACCGUGAUCAUUAAAGAAAUCCACAGCCCAACAAGUACCUGUUAGAAUGGAGGGAUGAAAAGUGGGUCUGUUAGCAGAGAGCUCCCCCACUCACCCUUCCUUGUAAGCCCUGGAAAGGAUCCCAGUUUUCCAGAAGAAAGAACUGCUCUGUGUAUGAGAGUUUCAGGAAGCUCCUGGAAGGGUAAACCCUGAAUGCUAAAGGGUCAGCAGAUGACACCGAGCUGUAUCUCUCCUCCUCCCAUCAGUGAGAGUGUCCAUCCGCUGACUCCUGCUGCCAGCAUGUGGAAAAAAAUCCUACCUUCCUAAAUUCACUCAUCCUGUCUGCUCACUUUCACAGUGCUGGCUGUGGCUUGAAACCACAUGAAGGGGAAUUUUGUUGAGAUUAAUCCUGGAUUAGCUACAGCAAGCUGACUGCUAAAGCUUUAUCUAGCAGAGGCAGGAUGUCCCAGUCCGUGACGUCUGUGGUGAGGUUCUCCACGUACAACAAUAUCACCCACUCUGCUGCCACUGCCCUGGUUAUGGACUCAGAUAAUGUAACGGCUCUGCCACAAACAACAACACGGGCAAUCAACGACACCAACAUCACUGUCCCACACAAGUGCCUGCUCUUGUUAUAUGAAGACAUUGGGAAGUCCAGAGUCCGCUACUGGGACCUUAUGCUUUUGGUUCCCAAUGUACUUUUCUUUGUCUUUCUUCUCUGGAAACUGCCCUCUGCCAGGGCCAAGAUCCAUGCCACCUCCAGCCCCAUCUUUACUGCCUUCUACAUACUAGUGUUUGUGGUGGCUUUAGUUGGGAUUGCUCGUGCUGUUGUCUCCAUGACAGUCAGUGCCUCUGAUGCUGCCACAGUUGCUGAUAAGAUCCUGUGGGAGAUCACAAGAUUCUUCCUCCUGGCCAUUGAACUGAGUGUGGUGAUUCUAGGCCUUGCCUUCGGUCAUCUCGAGAGCAAGUCCAGUGUCAAGCGUGUACUGGCGAUCACCACAGUGUUGUCCCUGGCUUACUCUGUUACCCAGGGGACACUGGAGAUCCUCUACCCUGAUGCUCACCUCUCAGCGGAAGACUUCAACAUCUACGGCCAUGGAGGAAGGCACUUCUGGCUCGCCAGCUCUUGUUUCUUCUUUCUGGUCUAUUCCUUGGUGGUGAUUCUUCCAAAAACUCCCCUGAAAGACCGGAUUUCUCUUCCAUCUAGGAAGAGUUUUUAUGUCUAUGCUGGAAUUCUCGCUCUGCUGAAUCUGGUGCAGGGCUUGGGCAGCACCCUUCUCUGCGUGGAUAUCAUAGAAGGAUUGUGCUGUGUUGACGUCACCACGUUCCUCUACUUCAGUUUCUUUGCACCUCUCAUUUAUGUGGCAUUCCUGAAAGGCUUCUUUGGGUCUGAGCCUAAGAUCCUUUUCUCCUACAAAUGCCAAGUGGACGAGCCUGAGGAUGUAGAUGUGCACCUCCCCCAUGCCUAUGCUGUGACCAAGAAAGAUGGCGUGGAUUCCAGCUUCUACUCCAGCACCCAGAUCGACACCACAGCCUACCUGGAUGACGUCGCCUCAAUGCCCUACCAUGUGGGCAGUGUCAACAGCAUUGACAGUGACCGCUGGAAAGCCAUCAAUGCCUAAAGCAAUCCAGACUUCCAGCAUGAUGCCACCCUCCCGGAUUACACAGCUGCUAGGAUGUGCAUCACAGACUGGUUCUCAGUCACUUGGUGUGGCUUUUCCCUCUUCCCCUGGGCUUUUAAAAACCCAUCAUGGAACAAAACAGCUCCAGCCCUCCCAGAAAGACCUUUUGUAUCUUCAUGUGAUAACAGCCUAGAUCAGCUUUGUUCAUAAAUAUCUAAAUGCUGAACCUUCCUGAUCCUUGGUGUUCCAGAUGUAGCUGUGACCCAGAAGAUGGGCCUGGCUGGCACCCAAUCCUUUUCAGUGACUGAAAACCCUUGUGUAAUUGGGAGGGGAGUGGGAUUUUGGGGUCGGCGAGUUGAGAUUGGCUUCUCCAUGGCGCAUAUGUGCGAAGCAUUCAGUACCUGGAGCCAAAGGCACUUUCAUGCGCUGUCUCAACAGAUCCCAUUUCCCAAGUCAUACUGCAUGUAUUGUAGGAAGAGUGCUGUCUGGAGAGAGGAAGCCUGGGAGAGCAGGGCUACUUCCCAAUUCCAGCAGAUACUGAUGGAAAUUAUGAACUGUAGUAAAAUGGGAAUUACAAGGAGUGUUUUGGGCGUGUAUGGGAGAAGGCUCACUGAGGAGCAAACUGUUAAAUGUGCCCUGUGACCAUUACAGGGGCACUGUCUGGGAUCUGGCAGAUCAGCUAUAUCUUGGGUCAAGGAAAGAGACUUUUAAAGAGCCAGCAUUGCUGUCUGUUGGAGAGAGAGUGGCUAUGGAAGGGUCUCUGAAGACCAUGCUUAUGCGUAACUGAACUCGUACUGUGAACUUGCGGUGACAAGCGGCUAUGUAUUUUACACUGAAUUAGGGUUGAAUUUUAAGAAUAAAAUUGGCCAAGUGUGAGGUUUUUCAGAUCUGCACUCUGCUUUACAAUCCUGGCUGAAUUCCAGAGCUCUAAGAGGGCUGUAGAGGAGGAAGCUUUUUGGCUCUGAAGAUGAAGGCUCCAGAGGAGUUCAGAUGGUUGAGGCAGAGCAGAAGCCCCAGAUGAGUCCUGGCUGCCAAUGAACAAUAACUGGUGAACUCUAGGAAGCCACCAGAGUGCUAGGAUCAAGGUGACUAGUGUUUUAGGUUGGGUGGUAGAUGGGAUGCAGGCAGAUGGGCAAACUGCUACUACUUCUGUGGCAGCUUCCUUCUCCUGACCUGUGAUGCAUUACAGCUUGCAGCCUAGCACAGUCACACUGGCCUAAACAGAUUUUAUAGCUGGAUGUAUUGAAAUUAUUUCCUUGCACUUCGAACGUGGUUCUUUUAAAGACUAUCCAGGACCUUGCCAUUACCUUUCUCACAGUGAAAGAACAACUUGCAUCUCUCCAAUCUGGCAUGGCUUUCCUGGACCUCAUCAUGGUCCAAACACCUGGCUGUUUCACUGAAAGCUGCAGCAGCCAGUCUUGUGGCACCUCUGUGGUUGGUUUGUAUUCACUGAUGGCAAAUAAGUUUAUGCCUGUAGCACUGCGGGGGUGCAAUUCCGAUGGGGAUCUCUGGGGUGGUGGAGGCUCUGACAUAAGAAGUGGAUGCAUUCCAUUAGAGAUGGCCGGGUGAGAAUAUUUUAAACAUUUGAGGAUUAUGUGUGUCUCUCCUAUGACUGUUGUGCCUGGCAGCCAAAGAAAGCGAAGGAGCAAAGAUUUUAGGAACUGGUCAUCCUGUGGUGUGGUGGUGGUUUGAAUUAUGAGUGGGAGGGGGGAAAAAGUAACACAGCCAGCUUCCGGAAGUGCCCAAUGUGGGGUAGGGGAAACACCACUGGAGUGAGAACUGGAAGCUAGUGCAGGUCUCUGAAGCCAUGUAGGCAUCUUGUUUUUCUCCUCUUGUUAAGGAGCAGCACAGCCUCUCUAUGGCCACAACGUUCCACAGCCUUUGGAUUCUGCCCUGCUGAUCUGAAGACAGUGCUGUGACAUGACAGAAAAGUUGCUUUGGUUUAUUUUUAAAACUUUUAUCUACUUUUUUAAAAGAAAAACGUUUGUUUGCUCCUGUUGAGCUGUUCAUGUAGCUCCUUAGAGCCUUUUAAAUCCCCACUGCCUGCAAUGACACAGACAAGAGGAGGCUGAGACUGGUCUUCCUUUCUGUCAAGCUACUUGGCCAGGUCAGCCUUUUCCACACUAGGGAAAUAUUGCUAUUUCCUACCAUUGCGGACACCAGUUCAGCUCCACUGGUGUUAGCAAUGUGGGGAUCCUAGGAGAGGGUGCUUGAAACACUGCAUCUGUGGGUAGGGUUAGAUGGCAUGCUCCCUGAAAUCCUGGAAGCACUAGGCCACCAGGAUGGUUGACGCCACUGAAGUUGGACCAGCGUAGCAACGGCGGGAGAACUCUUGGAAAAAAUUCCCUAGGGCAGGCAGGGCUUUGCAGACAGGUUCAAGAGUGUUAGUCUUGUUUGUAUAGACCUAUCCCACCCCAAGGAGUAAAUGCUGAGACUCCUCAAGACCCUGAAAUUGAGGACUUUCUUGUUCGCCUGGGUGAUGUGAAGAACAGACUAUGAAUACAACCUAUUAUCUGCUAAAUCAAAUGCGAAAGGAUCAGCUGGGCAGAUGUUCAGUGUGUCCAUAAGUUCCCCUUCUCCAAGAUUCAGUGUUCCGCAAUAUCAUCUCUGAAUGUCCCACAUUGUCUUCUGCUGAGGAGCUUCUGCACUAGGUCUAGGACUGAUCUUCCUUCUGUUGUCUUUUUAUGUCUAUAACGUCUCUGAGACCAGCACAAGAUAUGGUCCAUGAGUAGAAGUGUGUGUGUGUUUUUGGGGGCGCUGGAGGGAGAUUAAAAAUAGAGUAAUGUAUAUUUUUGUUUGUAAAAUAAAUAAAAUGAAGUUUGGUAUAAA